Molecule: messenger RNA, 231 nt
Organism: Sparassis crispa
Lineage: Eukaryota; Fungi; Basidiomycota; Agaricomycetes; Polyporales; Sparassidaceae
Exons: 1
Coding region: 1-231 (76 amino acids)
Source: RefSeq, a predicted model, not a curated record
AUGAUACCACCCGACGCCAUAUCCUCACGCCAUCACGACGCGCAAUACACUUAUUCACCUCCUCGUCCAUACACGUCCUCGUCUCCUCGUCCCACACAUCACGCAUCCGCUCUCGCAUCACCUCGCAUUGUCGCGCACGCACGCCACGUCGUCUCGCGUCUGUAUCCGUCGGACCGGUCUCUCCCACAUCGUUACUCUACGCCGCACGCCCCGCCCGCCGCCCGCGUCUAA